Juglans microcarpa x Juglans regia is the source of this 833-nucleotide messenger RNA. Its product is annotated as protein CURVATURE THYLAKOID 1A, chloroplastic-like. The record is from RefSeq and is a predicted model, not a curated record. Gene Ontology annotation, cellular component: chloroplast thylakoid membrane; thylakoid. The transcript has 5 exons. The coding region runs from base 126 to 626 and encodes 166 amino acids. Lineage: Eukaryota; Viridiplantae; Streptophyta; Magnoliopsida; Fagales; Juglandaceae.
AGAGAAGAAAAUCCCAAGCAACAAAGGGACCAAGCAAUCGAAGUCAGCACCACAUUGGCAAAUAAGCUGAGCUGUUGGGGAUAGACAUAUCGUUUUGCUGUCCACAAAUCUAUCAUCUUCCAUCCAUGGCAGCAGCGGCGGCAUAUGCGACGGCUUACCCCAACACCGCCGUCUUAGUCUCUCGCCUCCCCAGCACCAAACCCACAGCCCGCUGCUCUUCUUUGCCUCUCCUCCCACCUCGCUUGUCCUCCACAUCUUUCCCUGCUUCUGCUAAGCACUUUUCAGAGUCCCGUAGGUCUCCUCUGCUUCAGAUCAGAGCCUCUUCAGAAGACUCAUCAGGCCUUGACACCAGUGAGCUAUUUUCAGACUUGAAGGAGAAGUGGGAUGCACUUGAAAACAAGUCAACAGUACUUCUCUAUGGAGGUGGGGCAAUAGUUGCUGUUUGGCUUUCUUCUAUUGUAGUUAGUGCUGUCAACUCAGUCCCUUUGCUUCCAAAGAUUAUGGAGUUGGUAGGGCUAGGAUAUACCGGAUGGUUUGUCUACCGUUACCUUCUCUUCAAGUCAAGCAGAAAAGAACUAGCUACAGAUAUUGAAGCAUUGAAGAAGAAGAUUGCUGGAACUGAAUGAAAUUCAUAUGAUUUGGUAGCAAGUGAAAGCUUUAUAUUCGUCUCCAAUCAUCCUGCAUCUUGUUUUGGUACUCUGUAUUUCAUGUAUAAGAGGCAAUUGUAUCCUGUAACGUAGAACAUAGGUUUUCUGUGGAUCCUCAUCACUCUUGUGUUUCCUUUUUUCUUUUUUUUUUUUCUUAAUAAUAAUAAAUAAAAUAAGACUUUGGCA